Bolinopsis microptera is the source of this 2257-nucleotide messenger RNA. Its product is annotated as protein amnionless-like. Bases 52 to 1479 code for a protein of 475 amino acids. Gene Ontology annotation, cellular component: apical plasma membrane; endocytic vesicle. The record is from RefSeq and is a predicted model, not a curated record. NCBI's taxonomy places the organism in Eukaryota, Metazoa, Ctenophora, Tentaculata, Lobata, Bolinopsidae. Gene Ontology annotation, biological process: intracellular protein localization; receptor-mediated endocytosis. The transcript has 13 exons.
AAAUAAUUUGAGCAUAAAUGUUGUAAAGAAUGAUGUAGAAAAAAGCCGAAAAUGACGAUACUUUUAAUUUUAUCAGCUGUGCUGUGUGCUGAAGGAAGUAACGGUGUUGUGAGAAAGUACUGGCUUCACUCCAAUAACUGGAACAAUCCUAUAAACUGGGAUGUCUCCCCAGACCCAUGUGACCCUGUCAUUUUGUCUGAUCUCGGGUACGACUACUCAGUGUUAGUGUCAAGUAGAGCUCACCUCAACUCCCUGGAGUUCCCGAGCACUGGGGAGAUAAUGUUUGGGGAACGUUCAAGCAUCAGCUUCAGUCUCUCCGGUCUCGGACCUGGGCAGUGCUCAAGUCCCGUGAGUAACACAUACACAGCGCGACAGUACAGCUGGGGAGAUCCCAACAACUGGUACUCUCCAUCUCAAGACGGUAUCUUCAACACUGCUGACAGUGACAGGAUCCCUUGUUGGACUGACGAGGUCAUCUUUAACAAGAGUAUAGCCUUCAACGUGCUACUAGACAAGAGUGUUGAAGUUGGAUCACUCAAGAUAGGAGAACAAGAUCUCGAUACGGAAGAUGUCAGGGACUACGCUCUAGGGUCGGGCAGGUCACAGCUGCAGUUCAUAAACCUGGCCCAGUUGAUAGUGACGGGGCGGACGGUCUGUACCAAUCAUCAGGGAUGUCUCUGUGGUAAUCAGUUGGAUUGUUCGUCGGAGUGCCCGCGACGAGACUGUGUCAAGCCAAUAAAAUCAAAAGGGAUGUGCUGCCACUAUUGCGGAGCUGAGGUGAGAUUCAGGCCCCCUGCUGGCUUUUAUCUCGAGAAGUUCAAGAAGAGUCUCGGAAAUUUCCUCAAAGACGAUCAGCUAGCUAGUGACCAGAUCUCAAUAACAGUGUCCCUACAAGAGUACGAGCUCAGCACUCUCAGUAUUCAGAUCACUGUCUCGGACUCUAUCGCAGACGGAAUAGAAGGUGCUGGGUACGAGAGCUCUAAGAUAGCAUCUAAAAUCCGCAACUACAUAGUUGAUUACGACAUAGUACGCGCUUCUGAAUUGUUCAUCGUUCAAAGUCACCUGCAAUUUCAUCCGGAUCGUACUGAAGCUAUCGGAUCACCUCAGGCACCGUCAGCUGGUAUACAAAGCUGGGUUUUGUACGUUGUCCUCAGUGUAUCCUUCGUUCUCCUCAUUAUCAUAGUUGUCCUCCUCUUCAAGUGUUCACGUCGUUACAGAGAAAACACCAACAACCAGCCUCACGUCAGACUGGAUCACGGAGUGCUGCCCCGGGCCCUUGAUAGGAGAUUCAAGCCUUGCGUUCCUGCUAUGGAUCAAGAUAUCCCCACGUACGAGGAGGUGCUGAUGGAAGAUAUGUUGACACGUGGUAUUGCUCCUGAUCAGCCUCGUAACCAAGAGAACGUACUGCGCGCGGCACCACGUCGUCCUGGUUACGCCGAGAUUCCUACAACUGACAUAUGUGAUCGUGCCCGUGUCUGACAGAAGUAUAAGAUGUAUUAUCAUGGCAGAUCUGUCACACAGAUCAUCUGUGUGAAUCGUGUAAAAGCAAGAUAUCUUUCCUCUUCAUUAAUACUCUCUGAGUUAUGAAAGUUUGAACCGUUGAGUUUAUUAUUAUCAUACUCUUUGGUGAUCACAGAGAAUUUUUAUUCCCGAAAACAUUAACUUGUUUAGAUAUUAUAGAUUGAGACUGGUGGCUUGAGAACUAAGUUAUUGAAUGGGCCACUUUGUGCCGCGACUGAUUGCUGAUGACGCCACAGAUUAUCAUAUUAUGACAUACUGAAUGUUAUAUUAAAUUAUUUGAUUUAUAUAAAAUAUAAAAUAAUGAUAAAUAUAUAUUUACGUGAAAAUGAUAUUUGAAUUAAAAUAAUUUUCACAAAAUUUUCAGAUGGCUGUUAUUUAUUUUAAUACUUGUCCACGAGAUGUAUUUAUUUAUUAAGUGAUAAACGUCGGAAUUUCGGGGGAUGAUGAGCACUCGCUCUUCAACAUUUGACUGUUUUAUGAUUAUAUUUCAUUUCAGAAUAAAUCAAUCCUGGCUUUAGCUCACCCCUCUGCAAUCUUGAACAAUAUAAAUCAAUUAUUCUAUAAGUAUAAAUUAUGUUAUAUUUAAUAUGUAUAUUUUUUAAAGGACAUUUGCGAUUUGUAACAAAUAUGGAAGUUGAAAGGUUCAUUAAGUGCACUCAACUUGCACUACGUAUUACAGUAUUUAAUGUGAAAUGUUUACACAAUAUUACACCAGGUGAUCCACAAAUUACAGAAA